AGUCCCUGCCCCUGAGUCCAGGUACGGUACCGAGGACGAUCGACCAUAUUCGAGGAGUGGGUCGAGGCACGAGAGGGACGAAAGGGACUAUUAUGACCGUGACGGGAAGAAAUCGUAUAGGUCUGAGGAGAGCGAUCGGCAACUCGACCGAGAGAGCACCGUCGACACCAGGUCUGCGAGACGUUCUCCGCCGACUGCGACCCCUGGUGUUCCUUCGGCCUCCAGAGUCAGUUCUCCGCCAAGAGCGGCACCAGCACCGUCCCGGUCGCCUGCACCCCAACUUAAGAAUAUGACGCCUGAGCAACGAAAGGCAUAUAUUCAAGCGCAGGCCAAACGACGUCUGGAAGAGCGCAUGCAGGCACUGGGGGUUUCAUCACCAGCACCCACAUCGGCAGUUUCCCCAACCCUCGAUUCGUCUGUAGAAGAUCGCCUUGAAAGGGAGAAACGAGAAGCAGAGGAGAAGGCAAGAGAGGCUGAGCGCCAGGCUGAGGAACGAGAACAGGUACGAAAGCAGAAAUUGGAAGCCGAACGAGCCAUCAAAGAGGGAAAGGGUUCGACUCCUACGCCAACACCAACGACCACAGCGCCUGCUCCCUCGCCUGGUCCAGUGCCAGUUUCGACACCGACGGCGCCAGUGUCCAGGCCGACUCCUACUCCAACCACGCCUGUAGCGAAAGCUGCUCCACCAGUGCCUAAGCCUCGUGCGCCUGCUCCACCACGACCUAGAAAGGGUACUGUACCCCGGACGCCUGCUGCCGUUGCCGCGCCUGCACUACCGGUUCAAGCAUCUGUUCCAGCACCAGCACCAGCACCUCCAGCAUCCGCAGAACCUGAAGAAGAUCCAGAGGAUGUGGCUUUGAGAGCGCGCGAAGCAGCUCUGCGCAAGAAGCGCGAGGAACGUGAAGCUCUCCUGCGCAAACUCGAAGAGGAAGAAAAGAUGAACGAGGAGGCAUACCAGCAAAGGAGGAAUCAGUUCUUAGCUGCCAAAGCUGCUGCUAGUCCUGCUGUCAGCGCUGUGUCUAGUACGCAAAAUUCACCCGUCCCCGCGCCACCUGCGCCUCCUGAACCACCCGCGCCGCGCGUGCACACUCCACCGGCAGUUGUUUCCGUCCAGCCGACGCCCGAAGUGGAAGCUGAGGAAGCUGCAUUCUCGCCACCGCCACCACCCCCGCCACCCCCUGCACCUCCAGCUUCGACCCCCGCUGCCGCUGCUGACAAACCGAGCAACAAUCCUUUCAAUCGUUUGAAGAAGGACGCAAACGCACCUACUCCGGAGACCACGCCUUCGCCAGCUAAUGUGGGCAAUAGUAACCCGUUCUUCCGUUCGCAAACGGCACCUCCACCCUCUGUGCCCACUCCCCCGAAAAGUCCGGGCGUUCCGCCGCCGGUCAAGACCACGUAUCAUACCGUACCCUCCGGCAGUGACGAUGACUGGGAUGAAGUGGUCGAGAAAGAGGAUGAUGAUAGUAGUGAUGAGGAACUCGCCACACGAGAUACGCGUGUGGGACUUGCACAGCAGCUAUUUGGGAGCUUGUUGCCUGCGAGGCCUCAAUCCGCUGGACCUGCACCACAAUCGAUCGGGAGUCCAGCAUCACCUACGUUCCCUCCACCGGCUGCUCCACCCGCCCCUGCAGCACCCCCUCCUCCCCCAGCGCCUGCUGUACCAGCACCGUCAAAGUCGCCUGCUCCAGUAACCCCUGCUGCAGCUCCUGGCGACCGAAGUGCUCUCCUGAGUGCUAUUCAAGGAGGUGCUGUCUUGCGGAAAACAGUGACAAAUGAUCGAAGCGCCGCUGCCACGGCUGGAAGGAUCAUCGGGGACAAUACACCCCCUGCACAUAUUAACGCCACUCCUCGACCCCCGUCUCCAUCGUCCCCACCAGCACUCCCCGUCACCGAAGUCUCGGAACCACCGCAGGUUGAACCAACUCCGUCGUCAAAGCAUCGGCCCAAGGAAUCGGUGGACUGGUAUAAUGGGUUGGCUGCUGAUCAUGCGGGCCAGGCCACGUUGGACCGUUUACCCGAGACCAUAGAAGAAGAAGAAUACGCCGGAGAUGUACCUGCCAUCAGAGUUUCGGAACAUGUGCCAGAUGGAAGUUCUGAUCCCAUGGCAGAUGUUGAUGAAUCGACAAGUCUCAGGGUACGCUCGUUGUAUGCUUACGAGGCUCAGAGGUCAGAAGAUCUGAGCUUUGGUGAAAACAUCGUAAUCGAGGCACAUCCCUCCAAGUCUGGCGGUGACUGGUGGUACGGCACGACCGCCAAUGAUGGUAGAUCGGGUUUCUUCCCACAGACAUAUGUGCAAGUACUCGAACCAGUUCAAGCUACUGCCCUUUACACAUACGAAGGCUCGGGUCCCGAUGAGCUAUCGUUUAAUGAGGGUGACGUUCUUAGCAUCGUCGACCGGGUAGAAUCCGAUUGGUGGAGAGCCGAACGGGAUGGUGUCGUCUACGCCGUCCCAGCAGCGUACAUGGUGGUUGCAGAGGGUUAGUUGCAUUUUGUUAGCACAAAAUAAUCCCUUAAGUUCUUCUUACCUUCUCGUUCGCUGGGAUGGAUAUAGGCUGAAAUAUUUCUUUUUCUCUCUCUUGAUUCUCGCAUGUUCCUUGCUUCGUACCUUGUACUCCGUGCCAUCGACCUUAUCCUGUUCUUUCCGGAAUUCCAAAAUACCAAUUUCAAUACCGAUCGAAAUUCCACGUUCUUGACAUGCGGACCGCUCUUGUUGCGGCUAUG
This is a messenger RNA of Pisolithus orientalis, 2724 nucleotides long. RefSeq lists its product as uncharacterized. The transcript is spliced from 4 exons. Gene Ontology annotation, biological process: regulation of actin filament polymerization. Lineage: Eukaryota; Fungi; Basidiomycota; Agaricomycetes; Boletales; Pisolithaceae. Gene Ontology annotation, molecular function: actin binding. The coding region runs from base 290 to 2485 and encodes 731 amino acids. The record is from RefSeq and is a predicted model, not a curated record.